This is a messenger RNA of Spodoptera littoralis (African cotton leafworm), 1929 nucleotides long. The record is from the annotation of a GenBank genome assembly. NCBI's taxonomy places the organism in Eukaryota, Metazoa, Arthropoda, Insecta, Lepidoptera, Noctuidae.
AUGGCACCAAAAAAGGAUAAAAAGAAGAAAGCCCCAGAUGAAGGUUUCAAAGGUGCAUUUACUGAAGUUGAAAGAGCCUUGUAUGAAUUACAACUAGCUGAUUGCAAUCGAAAAUUGGCUCGACUCCGACAAUCAAUUGAUGAGUAUGAAAUACGAAAUGAAGAACUGCAAAAAGCUUACGAUAAACUUGACGAAGAUAGAGCAGAUAUAAUUGCUUACUUGAAAAAAACACUCAAUGUUAAAACUGAAGAAAAUACCGAACUCAAAGAAAAGGUGAAAGGUUUAGAAGAAUUACGAGAGAUCGAAACUGAACAAUUUAAAGAGACUGUUGCGGAAUUAAAAAAGAAUUUUACUACUAUGAAAGAUCAGCUCACAUCAGAAAAUAAAUUACUGGCUGGAAAACUUAACACCCUCGAAGAGUUUAGGGCUAUUCGAGACGAUCUCAUGAAGAAAUUCGAAAAUCAAGACCGCGCUUUUGAAGAACAAGAAAUGAAGUAUAAAAGAAUGCUGUAUGACGCUGAAAAAAAAUUCGUCAUAGGAAAAGAUAAGUUAAAGAAGGAAAUGGAAGAAAGACUUUUACAUUUAGCACAAGAAUUCCAAGAUGCUAGUGAAUUGAGGAUUGCCGCCUCUACUCACAGAGUGAUCCGAGAAAAUAUUGCUCUAAAUAAUCAGUUGGAUAGUCUUUUAAUGACACAAGCAAAAGUGGCUGAGCAAAACGAAAAAUUCAGAGAGGAUGAAAGAGCUGCUCAAUGCGCUAGGGAAGUGGCUGAAGAACAGCGGGAUAAAGCAAUCAAUAAAAGUAUUGUACAGUUAAAAGUUAUUGAUCAAUUAACCACUGCAUUCCAAGAUGUAAAGAAACAAAAAGCUCUACAUGAUAAGAGACAAUUUGAUAAUGAAAAACUACAAAUAAGAACGCAAAAAUUGACGAAAGACAACGAAAGUCUUUCACUACGCGUGCGUAUACUUGAACAAAACUUGCAUGCUACUUUGGGUGAACAAAAUAAAUCUGUUGUAGAAACUGCUAAACUACUGAGAGAACGUGAAAAGUUCAAAAAGAUUUUGAAAGAAGCAGCUUUUGCGGUGGAAGCGGCAUUAAAAUUAGACCAUUGGUCUAAAUUGGAUCCUACUCGAGAAAUCAUUGAUAGAGAAUUAGUACUUCAAGAUAUUCUGUCGGUAAUUAACCAAUAUCGUGAUACUGCACGAGCUGAAUCAAUGGAGUCGUUGAUAUCGCUUGGCAAUAUAUAUGAUAAAGGUGACCUUGGUUUUAUCCCGAAACCAGUUAUAAGAAAAUCAUUAGUAGUGGGCACUGGUUUAGGAACAACAGCAUCGCUUCAAUCAUCUGAAGAAAAACGUAGCUCUGCGUCUGGUUCUUUCACAUCGUCGUCUUCCGUGGGAAGUUUGAAAACGAUACCAAGUAUUACACUGGUACCACCCGAAGAAGAGGAUCAACCGCCAACUCCUAAAGAUAGUGUGCCGUCAUUUACUGUGACGUCAUUGCAUUCAAGCGGUAGCGAUAUUGAUGAUGAAGAGGGCAAAGACUUGAAUGAAAUGAGCAAGAUGCUAGAAUUAAGUAAAGCUGAAAUGCAGAAAUCUUUGAUGCUUGAAAUGGCUUACUCACAGGCUUCCAAAAUAUCUUUAUCGCAAGCGAAAUCUGAUGGGAGAAAAAUGAGCUUGUCGAAGGCAAAAUUAGAGACUCUAUCAGGUGUUGUAGAAGAUGGAGAAGGUGCAGAAGAUAAGACAGAUGAAAGAGAAUCUUUUGACAAAGCGACUGAACAAGGAGAAACAGUAGCAGACGAAGAAAAAGAACCUGUAAAAGAUACGAGUGAUGCCCCACAAACUAGUGAGGAACAAGCAGAGGAAGGUGAAACACCUGAAGACAAGCUACCUGAAGAGAAGGAAAAAACUGAUGAGGAACAGAAAGCGGAAUAA